Molecule: messenger RNA, 1935 nt
Organism: Prunus armeniaca (apricot)
Lineage: Eukaryota; Viridiplantae; Streptophyta; Magnoliopsida; Rosales; Rosaceae
Source: the annotation of a GenBank genome assembly
AUGGAUGAUUCGAGAGUGGCAAAGUGCACCUAUGGUGGUGGAACUUUAAUGCUUAUUUUGUCUUCAACUACUACUUUUGAUUGGCUGUCCAACGAGUUGUGUAGUAGGUUCAAGCUGAAGUUAGGUCAUUUUGAGUUGAGGUACUCUUAUACGGAUUGCUCCAAUUGUUUAUUGGAAUUGGAUGAUGAUUUGAAAAUCAUGUUUAUGGUAUGUGGACUGACGAAGGAUCAAUUAAUUCACAUUGCUGUUAGGGAUAAGGCUGUAGUGAAUUAUGUUCAAACUGUUAAUACGAACAUAAUUGCUUCUCCUUUUUUGUUGGAGGCUGUUCCUAACAAUUACAGUUUUGCAGAAGAUGAGGAUACAUGUAAAUAUUCAAUUCAAACUGGUAGUAUUGUUGAUUCAAAUGCAGCUUCUUCUUCUUCUUUGAGUAUGGAUUUUGAUGGUAUUAGCAGUGAGUAUGGAAAUGAAUAUUUAGGCAAAUAUGGUAGUUGUGGAGGUCGUAAGUAUUUGUCUACUGAUUGGGAGGGUUAUAUUACUCAUGAGGGUCAGAAGUUUGAGGGUGGAGUUUGUGAAUUCCGUGAUAAGUUGGCUAAGUACUCGAUUGAGAAUGGUUUUAAGAUGAAAUAUUUGAAAAAUGAGCCUCGUCGUGUUACUGCUGUGUGUGCUAAGAAGGAAUCAAAUGGCUGUGAGUGGCAUGUGCAUGCUGUUAAGUCGAAUGUAAAUGGAUUUUUUUAUAUUAAGAACUUAAAUAAUGCACACAGUUGCAGUGGUUUGAUCCGUGAGAAGAGAAAUAAGGCAAUGGGGUCUCGUUUGGUGUCUUCAAUUGUCAAAGAUAAGGUUCGUAGCAAUCCUUUGGUAAGGCCUAUUGAGCUGAUUACUGAUUUGAAGGAGAAUUAUGGAUUGGAUAUCCCUUAUCAUGUUGCGUGGUAUGGGAAGGAGUCGGCUACUAAGGAUUUGCAUGGUGAUGAGGAGUUGUCUUAUGCUCACCUGCCUUGGUAUGUGAAUGUUUUGAAGGCCAGCAAUGUCGGAUCUCAUUGUGUGCUUGACUGUGGCGAGGAUGGUUCUCGUUUCCAGCGGAUCUUUAUAUGUUUUAAGGCCUCCAUUGAUGGUUUUCGGUGGUGUAGGCCUAUGCUGUUCAUUGAUGGUACUUUCGUCACAAACAAGUACAAGGGUACUCUUCUAGGAGCUACUGCAAAGAAUGGAAUAAAGAAGUAUUCCCUUUUGCCUUUGCGAUUGUAUCUGGUGAAACUGUGGAUAAUUGGAGGUGGUUUCUGCAAAGGAUAUCUGAAGUCUUGGUUGAUGAAGAGGUAUGGGGAGGUUAGUAAUGCCUUGUCCGAGUCGUUUAAUUCAUGGAUUAAGGAUGUGCGUAGGCUUCCAAUUUAUGAGAUGAUUGACACUGUUAGGAUCAAAAUGAUGGAGAUGAUUUCUAGGAGGAAGCUUGCAUCCGAGAAAUGGAGUAGUGUUUUGUGUCCUGUUAUUGAGGAUGAGUUGAAGAAUUUAGCUGCAAAGGGUCGUCAUUGGAGGAUAUGUCGCGCGAGUGAAUCUGUUUUUGAAGUUCAUGCUGAUUUGAGUGUUAUGGUCAAUUUGGACGAGAGGUUUUGCUCCUGUUAUCAGUGGCAAUUGCUUGGGUUUCCGUGUCAGCAUGCGAUUCAAGUUAUCCAACAUUCCGGGUUAUGUUUGUACAACUUUGUGGAUGAGUAUUACAAGGCAGACUUUUAUAAGGCUACUUAUGCAACCCUUAUAUUUCCCAUACCUGAUAUUGAGAAGCCUCCUCCUGCAGAUGUUUUUCUUCUACCUCCUCAUACAAGAAAGCCUCCGGGACGACCUCCGACAAAGCGCUUCAAGUCAAGCAGUGAAACUAAAAGGCAGGUGAAGUGCAAGAGAUGCGGUUCUUGUGAUCGUCAUAAUAGGAGGACUUGCAAGGUUCCUAUUUGA